Cetraspora pellucida is the source of this 192-nucleotide messenger RNA. NCBI's taxonomy places the organism in Eukaryota, Fungi, Glomeromycota, Glomeromycetes, Diversisporales, Gigasporaceae. The record is from the annotation of a GenBank genome assembly.
AUGGAAGAAGUUUUAGGUGUAAUUUCUUUAGGAUCAACAAGUAACCCUUUGAUUGAUUUUGAAACUACUAAUGAUAUAACUAUAAAGUUAGUAACUGGUAAAAUGCCUAGAACAAUAGAAUUACUUGUGAAAAUAGAGCCAGAUGAUGAUCAGGACUUUCAACUCUCAGUGGAUACUUCUUUCUCAUCAUAG